Helobdella robusta is the source of this 9027-nucleotide messenger RNA. RefSeq lists its product as hypothetical. Gene Ontology annotation, molecular function: NAD+ synthase (glutamine-hydrolyzing) activity; glutaminase activity; ATP binding. NCBI's taxonomy places the organism in Eukaryota, Metazoa, Annelida, Clitellata, Rhynchobdellida, Glossiphoniidae. The record is from RefSeq and is a predicted model, not a curated record. The transcript has 42 exons. Gene Ontology annotation, biological process: NAD+ biosynthetic process. Gene Ontology annotation, cellular component: cytoplasm. Bases 427 to 2547 code for a protein of 706 amino acids.
UUUUCUCGAUCGGAGGUUUGAAAAUUCAUUUAAAAUCAUUUAUUUAUUUAAUAUCGUUAUUUUGUUAUUUUAUUUAAAAAUUUAUUCGGAAUUUUAGUGCGUUGUUUUAUAAUAGAAAGUUUUAUUUUACUCAAAUUUUUGUCAUACUGUUUUGCCUGUGUUUCAGUUUUGUAGUGCAAUGGUGCUCUGGCCUGUUUGAGUUUUUAUUUGAGUCCUUGAGAAGAUCAUGUUCUUGAAAAUUAAGGCUUAACACUUUUCCAAGCCAACCAGCUGUACUAGACGAGACGAUUCUAGACUUACUAGACAAGACGAUUCUAGACUUACUAGACGAGACGAUUUUAGACUUACUAGACGAGACGAAUCACAGUGAAAAAGAAACAGAGAGGGAAAAAAAAUCAGUAAAAAGUAUUAGUCAAAAUUUCCAAAAUGGGAAGAAAAGUUGUCUUAGCGACCUGCUCACUGAACCAGUGGGCCAUGGAUUUUGACAACAACCUCAAAAACAUUUUGAAAAGCAUAGAAUUGGCUAAAAUGAAGGGUGCUAAAUAUAGAUUGGGACCUGAGCUAGAGAUAACUGGCUAUGGUUGCGGCGACCACUUCCUUGAAGGCGACACACUUCUACAUUCAUUCCAAGUGCUGGCCCAGCUCCUGGGAUCACCCAUCUGCACUGGUGUUAUGUGUGAUGUUGGCAUGCCUAUAAUGCAUAAGAAUGUCUCCUACAACUGCAGAGUCAUCUUUCUGAACAAAAAAAUACUACUAAUCCGGCCGAAAAUGAUGAUGGCAGAUGGCUACAUAUAUCGAGAGAGUAGGUAUUUCACGGCCUGGACUAAAGAAAAGACCGUCGAAGAUUUCUAUUUGCCUCGAAUUAUUCAACGUAUAACUGGCCAGAGAACAGUUCCAUUUGGAGAUGGCGUGAUAUCGACGCUGGAUACGUGCAUUGCAAGUGAGAUUUGUGAAGAAAUGUGGAACGCCGCUAGCCGCAACAUCCAGUUAGGUAUGGACGGUGUGGAGAUAAUAACGAACGCAAGCGGAAGUCAUCACGAACUGAGGAAGGCCUAUGUCCGAGUUGACAUCAUCAAGUCGACCACCCUGAAGGCAGGGGGCAUAUACAUGUUCUCCAAUCAGUUCGGUUGUGAUGGCGAGAGAGUUUAUUACGAUGGCUGUUCCACCAUUGCCUGCAAUGGUGAUAUAUUAGCUCAAGGAAAGCAAUUCAUCAUCGGCGAUGUCGAUGUUGUAACAGCGGUUGUUGAUCUGGAAGAUGUUAGACACUACAGGAAUUCCCUAAGGAGCAGAUGCAUUUUGGCAGCUGCAAGCUCGCCCUUUCCGCGAGUAAAUGUGGACUUCGAACUGACAUCUGGCGAUCCUUACCUGGAAUGUUCGCCAGUUUUGGAAUGGAAGUACCAUACACCUGAGGAGGAAAUUAGCUUAGGACCAGCAUGUUGGUUGUGGGACUACCUGCGUAGAAGUGGUGCAAGCGGCUACUUCCUACCACUGAGUGGUGGUCUCGACAGUUCGAGUGUGGCCUGCAUCGCCUACUCCAUGUGCACGCUGCUCUGCCACACCGUCAACUCUCUUAAAAACGCAGAAGCACUCAGUGAUAUUCGGCGAAUAACUCGCGACCCGACUUACGAGCCGAAAAGCCCGCGAGAGUUAUGCGGCAAACUGCUAACGACUUGCUACAUGGCCACAAGUAACAGCUCCCAAGUUACCAGAGAUCUUGCCAAGAAACUGGCUGAUGAGAUUGGAAGCUACCACCUGAAUAUAAACUUCGACGGCGCUGUCUCAAGCGUCAUCAACAUCUUCUCACUGACCUUCAACCUUAUGCCAAAGUUCAAAGUUUACGGAGGGUCACACGUGGAAAAUUUGGCCUUGCAAAAUGUCCAGGCGCGAUUGAGAAUGGUACUCGCUUAUUUAUUCGCCCAACUUUCCCUUUGGGGCCGUGGUCAGUCAGGCGGUUUGUUGGUUCUGGGGUCCGCCAAUGUUGAUGAAAGUUUACGUGGUUACAUGACGAAGUACGAUUGCUCCAGUGCAGACAUCAAUCCCAUCGGAGGCAUCAGCAAGACGGAUCUCAGGAAGUUGAUCCUCUUCUCUAUCGAACGAUUUCAACUCCAAUCGCUUAAAGACAUCUACAUGGCACCGCCUACUGCAGAAUUGGAACCCCUCAUUGAAGGAAAAGUCGCCCAGUUGGAUGAAGAUGACAUGGGCAUGACCUACGAUGAGUUAUCCUUAUACGGCAGACUUAGAAGCGUAUACAGGUGUGGCCCGUUCAGUAUGUACGCCAAGUUACUAUCGCAUUGGAAGGAUAGGCAUACACCGGAAGAGAUAGCGAAAAAAGUGAAGUUCUUCUUCCAGUCUUAUUCAGCCAACCGACACAAGAUGACGACCCUGACACCAGCAUAUCAUGCUGAAUUAUAUAGUCCUGAUGAUAAUAGAUUUGACCAUAGGCAGUUCUUAUACAACACUCAGUGGCCUUGGCAAUUUCGCUUCAUAGACGAACAGGUGAAAUAUGUUAGUUCAAAGAACUCUGCUCCAACUUCUGAUGUGGAUUAACCAAACCUAUAUAUAUAUAUAUAUAUAUAUAUAUAUAUAUAUAUAUAUAUAUAUAUAUAUAUAUAUAUACUUUACUGAAUAAUAAAUAGCAUCAUGGAUGUACAUGGUACUGGGUAAACUUUCGCUAUCUCAGUUUACUUUUCGUUCACGGGCGAUAUUUUUAUGACCGAAAUGUACGGUGGUAAAAUUGAAUUUAAAAAUAAUAAACAAACUUUGAUUUGAAUAAACGUGUUUUAUUUUAUAAAAAUUAUCAUUUUAUUUAUUUUUUGUGCGUCAAAAAUAGCCAUUGAUGAAAUACUGUAACUUACUAAACUGAGUUAGCGAGUCACUAACUGGAUAAAAAAAACAACAAAACAAAAAUCGUUAACUAAAUAAUUCAUUCUAAUUAAACAAAAUUUAAAAUGCCGCCCCGACAUCGUGGUCGAGGAUCAGUAAAUCGCUACUGGACUUGGAACCUUGAAAACAACCAACCCAACAUUGAUCAGCUACGCAAUGCGCCAGAUUCUGAUCUUCCUCUGGUUCAUCGACGACGGACAAGGCGACCUAACAGCUAUCAGUAUCCACAACAAACAGAAAGGGAUAAUAAUAAUAACCCCCAGCAACGACAUAGGGGUUUUAAUAAUCCCCAGCAACAUGAUUAUUUCACUAGAAGACACACUAACUCUAGCUCAAAUAAUCGCAACAAUAAUAAUAAUAAUAAUUAUCAUUAUUAUAACAAUACUGUUGACCAAGACUCAGUAAUAUGGCUUAACGAUCUACAACCAGAGCAAUAUGACAAUGAUGACGACGAAAGUUCGUUUUCAGAUUUUAGCAGCAGUGAUUAUGUCUAUAGCGAUAGUGAAACAGAUGAUGACGUCACAGAAAUCAAUAUAAACAUUGAUAAUCAUAAUAAUAACAAUAACAACAAUAAUGCCUCGAAUGAUCACAACCCAAAUAACAUCAAUAAUAAUAAUAAUAAUGAUGAUGAUGAAGAUGAUGUUAUUGUUAUGGAUGUCAGUAUUGGUGACAACAACAAUGCCAACAGCAAUGAUAUUGAGAUGAAUUCUCAAAGUACAACAACAACAACGAUGAUGAUAUCAACUACUGGUAACGUCAACACCAACGACACAUCAAAUCUUCUAACUAUAGAUCCCUCAACAAAUAAUGAUAGCGAACAACAACAACAACAACAGCAGGCCAGGCAGAUACAUCGAUGAAUGAUUUCAAAACGCCAGCAAAAUUAAACAAUAAUAAUAACAACAUUAAUAAUAAUAAUAGCAAUGAUAAAAAGAAGAAAUUUGAAGGGAGCAGUGAAAGAAAGAAGAGGAGUAUACUGGAUGACAGCAUUGAUGACAGCGAUUCUUGUCCGAUCUGUUUUGAGCCGUGGACCAACAGUGGACUUCACAGGCUGGUUUCUCUUAAGUGCGGUCAUCUCUUUGGUCAGAACUGUAUAGAGAAAUGGCUGCCCAGCAAUGCGAAAGGCAAAUGUCCUAACUGCAACUCGAAAGCUCACUCCAGAGACAUCAGAGUCAUAUUCGCCAAGAGAUUAAAGGCCCUAGACACAAGUGAGAGGGAUCGUCUGAUCACUGAGUUGAAUGAAGAGAGGAGGUCCAAGCAAGUUUUAGAACUGAACACGGCGCGUAGUAAGAUGCAGAUGCAGCAUGCCCUUGACGAGUGCCAGAGGUUGAGAGAGGAGAAUGAAAAGUUGAAAACCACAGUUCAAAUGAACCAGGUUCAGAUCAUGAUGAUGAUGUCGAACAAGUCAUCAUCGUCGUCAUCUUCAAUAGCCGGACAAACGUCAUCAUCAUUAGUAGCAUCGUCAUCAUCAUCGUUGUCAUCAUCAUCUCAGAUGUUACAUCAUGCCAAAUCUCAAAGUUGUUUCGUGUUUGAGAGAUCUAUAAAAUGUGAUCCUGGCUCUUGCAGGGUGAUGACUUAUCACAGUCAGACGUCGACUCUCUUCAUAUCCCAGCAGAGUCCCAAUCCUUUGUUUCCUGGGUUUGGGAUUAAAAAGCUAAGAACAUUAGAUCUAAAGAGCCACGAAUACGUACCGAUCCACAACAAACUGAUCAGAGAUCUGGCAUUCAGUAGCGACAGCAGCAGCAGCAACGAGUCCACCAGCAAAAAUGAAGCCAGCGGCUGUGAAGCGAGCAGUGGCUGUGGAAACAGCCAGAAGUUUCUACUGCUCACUGCUUCGAUGGAUAAGAGUUUAAAGAUUACAAAUGUCCACAGUAAUCAAGUCGUUCAAAGCUAUGAGUGCCUUAGUCCAGUUUGGUCGUGUUGCUGGCACGCAGAGAAGCCAAAUUACUUUUUUGCCGGCCUGCAGAAUGGCAACGUACUCAUGUUCGAUACGCGAUUCAACAAUCAAUAUGUGUCCAGUUUAACAUCCGCUGAAAACUCAAAGUCUGUUGUAUCACUGCAUUACCUGCCGAAAUUAUUCGGGAAUCGAUAUAGACCUGGCGGCCUGAUAGCAGGCCAAUUAGACAAUAGUAUAUUCUUUGAAUGUAGGGAUACGACAUUUACGCCAUCUUACCUGCCAUUUGAAGGUUUAUUAUCGAGCUUAUCAGUAGAGAAUGCAACUGGUCACGUGCUAGCUUCAUUUAGGCCGAAUUCUCAGUACCAAUUCUGUCGUCAUCAACUAUACAGCCUCUCAUUCAGUCCAUCCACGACGACGGCAGCAACAGCAACAAGCAGUGACACCCAGCAGCAGCAGCUCUUCACGUCGACAGUGCACUGCAACAACAUUCAGACAUUUCAUGGCAGUCCGUCGCAGAAGAGGUUGCUAAGGAGUCGUCUCAUGCUACACCCUGAUCAUGGAUUGGAGAUGUUGCUCAUCUGUGCCGGGAAUGAGUCUAAUAAAUCGGUUGAAAUCUGGAACAGCAGCAACGGUCUGAAGCAGCAGAGCAUUCCAGCAACCAGCGAUGACGUCAUCGACAUUUGUCCCGUGACGGAUGACAUAAGCAACAAGCCCUACAUGCUUGCCGUACUCAACGACAAAGAAGUCAACGUCUAUAAAUGGGGCUGAGGAAAAUGAUGACGACGACGACGAUGAUGAUGAUAAUAAUAAUGACUAUACUUUUUUUUGACUAUGAUUAAGUUGUUCUUUAAAGUAAAUUAUAAUUAUGGCAACUAUUUCAUCAUUAUAAAUCUAUCUGCUAACUGUACCAAUGACAAUUUGUGUACAAACAAGACUGUUUACAUCGUGUGUGUUGUGUGUGUGUGUCUGUGUCUGUGUGUGUGUCUGUAUGCGUAUAUUCCUAUAGUUGCAUGUAUCUCGUAGCAAUAUAUAUAUGUAUAUGGUUUCUACAUAAAAAUACGUCUUUUAAUCGCGUCCAUAUGUCGUUAUGUGUACUUCCAGUAUGACUAACUGACACCCAACAAGUGAAUGUAACACUCGACUGUCUCUUUGUAUACUUAUUUUGGAUUCAAUUAGUACUGCCUUUUAUUAUUUUUUUAGCGAGUUGUUUUUAUUAUUGUUGUUCCUGGAUAUCUACGUAUAGUUUGGCAAUCCUGCGUUACUAUUACUAUUAUUAUUAUUAUUGUUAUUAUUAUUAUUAUUGAAUUAGGUAGUAUAGAAGUAAAUCUUAACACACACACGUGUAUGUGUGUGUCUUUUUAUAGCUUUUUUAAAAUAAAGAUUUUAUAAAAAAAAUAAUAAGAUUGAUAAUAAUUGAUCUAUUAUAAUAAUAAGUAAAUGUAUAAACAUACAAAUUUGCGUACAUACAAACAUGCAUACAUACACAUACAUACAUACACACACGUACAUACAAACAUAUAUACAGUACAUACAAACAUAAGCAAAUUAGUAACGCUUUCACCCCGAUAUAUGCACUAGCAGGCUAAAAUUUGAUAAUUUUAUCGGUAGCGUGUUUUUAAUUAACUAGCAGGGUUUUGUAAUAACAAAUUUUAUAUGUGUAUGUAUAUAAAUACUCAUAGUUUGUCUGAAAAAGACGUAUUUAUUUAUUUUUAUAAUUAUUUAUGUUGAUAGUGGUUUAUUUUUGAAAUGUUUCUUGAAAGUUCCGUAGUAAACUAGAUGUAAAUAUUGAAAAGUUUUCAAUUAUCAUGAGAAAAUCGUGAACAAAUUCGUGAAAUUUAAUUACUUAAUUGUAAAUAGAUGAUUCUGUAACUAAAAAAUAAAUUCCAUUGUCGACAACUCGAAAAGUAUCGACAAUUUUAAGACCGAAACUAACGUAACAUUAACAAAACUCUGCUUUCUAAUCAGUAUAUCCGUCCACUAUCCAAAAUUGGUGAUAUAGCGCAAAGUCAGACGGACCAAAUAUGAACGCGAAAAUAAAAAGCAAAUCCCUUUCAACCUCAUCAACUAUAACGAUUCCUGUAACGGUAACCUCAAAAUCACCAACAAAAGCUUCAACAGCAGUGUCCAAACCAACAACAGCAGCAACAAAAUCAGCAACAUUAACACGGUCAGCUGUUAGAAACAGCAUUCGGAGUAAGCGUUCGAGUAGACAAGACCCUCUGGACUGCCUCAGGCACUGUCUGCACCUCGAUUCCAACGCCAAAUCAAAUAAAAGUAGGUCAAAAAUUAAUGGGGUGGGGUCAAGAGGUCAAAUUCAUUCGGUCGGAGAUAGUUUAAUGAAUGGAACGUCGAAAGCAGGGAAUUCUUCUGCGAUGAAUUGUGAGAUGAGCAAGUACGAUGCACUGGUCGGUCCGUUUGAGGUUAGCGAGUUUAGAUCUGCUCUUGCUUGAUGAAUAAUUUUAUAUUGAGUUGAGUGGAUGGCAGUAUUUCGCAAAAAAAAUUAAAUUUCAGAAGAAAGAAUGGUUGUUUUAGUGAAAGAAUAUCCCGUUGGUUCAUGCAUUAAUAAUAUUUCAGUAAUGUUUGUUAAUUCGUUAAUUCGAUAGCGGGCCAAAGAACGGAGAGCAGCCUCUGAAGCUAAACUAGCACACACGCUCAACUGGUUAGAACAGUUGUCGGCUAACAAUGACGUCACUGGAAGUUGUCGCCUAAGCAACUGUCGCCGCAACAAUCUAGCUAGAAGAACGACAACUAGAAGUAGCCUGCGAAGUAACUGUCGCGGCCACAAACGGUCUUUCAUUCGUGGGGAGAAAGAUUUAAAAAAAUUGAACAAGGCGUGCGAUUUGAUUACGGUCGAGAAUAAAAAAACAGAUGACGGUGAUGAUUAUGAAGACGACGACGAUGAUGAUGGAGAGGGUGAAGACUUCUCCAAAUCUUCCAACAACGACACUUACGAUGAAGAUGACCCCUGGGUUUCCCCGAGCUGCAACAACAACAACAACAUUCCUUCCUCAGUUAAUUGCAACAACAACAAAAGACCGACAACAGCGUACGUCCAUAACAUCAAAUCAAACAUCAACGAAAAAGCUUCACGUAAAUAUUUAGAAACUCUUGUUGCGAGACAAGAAAUUGAGGCAGACUCACACCGCAAUAAACAUCUCAGCAUGGUGGAAAACUACAAAAUACGCAACCACCAGAGCAACAACAGUGCAACCAAUAAAAACAAAACAUCGACUGUAAAUUUUGGCAAAUUUGUUGAAAAUGUUCAAAAAACAACCGGCAACAUGUUUCACAACAGCACCGCGACAAAAUACGACGACAGCUCGUUGAGUAGCGUCGUUGAACACCUCCGCAUAACAUUCAACCUCGACCAGUGGGAGGAUAAUAAGAAACAAAACAUAAUACCGACCAAACCGACCAAAAAACCGAUCAGGAAAUUCGAAUGUCGUAAUGCCGAUGCAAGUAUGAAAGUUUGUUUCGGUAAACCGAGUCGGUUUUACGAUUACGGCGAGGUUCUAAUCGAAAUCGUCAUCGUUACCGUCGUCUACUCUGACGAUUACAACGAUCAGCCAGCAAACUUGGGUAUAACCGUAGUAGGCCAGACGACGAAACUCUAUGACAAUUGCAUCGAAACAACGACAACAUUAGCAACAGUGUCGCCACAAAUAACCUCAACAACAAUACCAACAACAACAACUACUACGCCAACACUAACAAAAGAUUCUGGAAUUUACAUAGGAGUAAUUAAGCAUGGGGGCAAAGCGGAGCAAUACAACGUAUUCAGCAAAGGCGACCGCCUGCUACAAGUCGACGAAGAUGAUUUGGAAACGCUUUCCAAUGAAGAAGCUCUCGAAGUUUUCAGGAAAAAAUUGGCUCAUUUGAAAGACGAGAAUUCUCCAAAAAUGAUCCGCAUAUUGCUGGGCCGCUAUUAUAUCAACCAAAGUAAACAACAUCAGAUGCAGCUACUUGUGCAAGGCAGAGAUUUCAUCAACAACUACCUCAACAACAACAACAACAACAGUAACAACAAUUACAAUAAUAAUAACAAUAAUAAUAAUAACCAUAAUAAUACUAUUAGUAGUUCAAACUGCAACACGUAUAGCACGAGUAAUGGAAACAGCGCUGUUUUUAAUUUAACUCUUAAUAAUUCCAAGCAUGCAAAAACCCACAACAACAACGACAACAACAAUAAUAAUAAUAAUAAUAACAAUAAUAAUAGCAGCAAUAACAUUAACUAUCGCCAUGUUAAC